Molecule: messenger RNA, 4101 nt
Organism: Sabethes cyaneus
Lineage: Eukaryota; Metazoa; Arthropoda; Insecta; Diptera; Culicidae
Exons: 6
Coding region: 222-3572 (1116 amino acids)
Source: RefSeq, a predicted model, not a curated record
GCAAAAGUUUUUUUAGUGCUUAGUGUAUUUUAAACCAUUUCUUCCGGUCAUUGCUAGUGGAAUAUUAUUCAUGGUUUAGCGCACGACAAAAUGCAGCAAAAGUUUGCUUCCAAUUGCAUCCGGCAAACUUAUCGCUGAUUUCAGAAACGAGCGUUAUUUUCGCGGCGUCUUUAGAAGCUUGUACACUUUGCGGCGGUAUAAACAAAAUCGAAUUCGAAGAAAUGGAUCAAUAUCCCUACAGCAUCCCGCCAACCUACCAACCAUAUUCGGAUGAGGUAGCGAACAAACCGGGCCCUGAUGCGCAAGUUUCUUCAGCUGCCGAUACGUACUAUGUUAAUACCGGUUCUGCUGUGGCUGGAUUUGGGUUUGUUCCGCCCAUACCACAGCAACAACAACAACAACAGGAAAACUUACCUCCAGUGCAAGCCAAUGGAUUAAUGCCUUCAAUACAGACCGGCAGCGGCCCUGCUGGUUAUGAACUCUACCCAAAUCAGCAGUUUGCCACAGUGCCGGAACCUAUUCCGGUAAAUUCAUCCAUAGUUCCAAUGGAAACAUCCGUUGAUCCAGUGACGAUUCCGCAAAUGAUACCGGUCAGAGCACCUGACUAUGAACAACCGAAUUACAUCCGUGAAGCGAAUGAUAGCGGUCAGCUCAUGGGCUACCAGGCAAUUCCCGUGCCAGAAACACAACCGGAACAAGUGAUGCAAACGACGCUGGAACCGGCGCCACAGGCAUACGACGAAAUUCAACUAGGAAUGGAAAAGACGGCCUCCAAUCUUCCGAAUGAUGAACCAAUUACUGCUGCAGGCACAAACGAGGAGGUGACAGCUUCCCAGGAACAGUUAACAGAAGUGUCACCAUCGGCAGAACCAACAACAGACCACACCGAAUCAAUGGAAACCCCGAUCCCAGAAGCUCUACCGUGCGUAGAAACUGCUCAACCAGACCACACCGAAUCAACGGAAACCCCGAUCCCAGAAGUUCUACCGUGCGUAGAAACUGCUCAACCAGUUUCGAACGAUGGACCCGAGCAAAAUGAACCCCCAGCUUCGGUUGAAGAUGUGCAAAUGUCUGAGAAGGAUACGUCCGCUCCACUUACCAGUACCGAUGUCCCAUCAGACGCAGCAGAGACUCAACCCGAAGCUGCAAUGGAGAUCGAUUCUACUACGACCCCGGUAGCCUCUAGCAAACCCGUUGAAAUUCCGGAAGAUCAUAGCAGCAUAACGGCAAAGAAAAAACGCCGCCGAAUAGUCCAACUGAACGAUGAUGACGACAGUGAAGAAGAGGAUGGCCCCGACCGGCUGGAAUUGCUUCGUUCACCAGAGCCGCCAAAGGAUGAGGAAGAGCCGACCGGUACUGCUAAUGUUGGUCUGGAUGCUUGCACAGGCGAUGAAAAACCAAACGAUGACGAUGCUGCCGCUGCUGCUGCUGCCGGUAGUGAACGAGAAGACGACGAACGACCAGGAUCGGCUGAUUCUGGGGAAAAAAGAAGUGCUGUUUCGAUUUUUCAGAAUGUGGUAAUGAUUCCUGCUGGUGACUCGGAUGCUCACAAGAGGAAAAAAAUACGAGUGCUGGAGAGUGACGACGAGGAAGAGGAACAGCGGGUGACGGAGAGUGUCGACGAUAUAGGAUUAACCGGUGAUGGCGAUGGUGGUGACGAGUUAAACCGGGCUGGAGACCUGCUGAUUGAUGAAAAUGCAGAGCUUGGCGAUUACGGUGCGAUGGAAGGUAUCGAAAUGGACAAGAUGGAACAGAUUGUGACGAUGGAUGCACCGAUCAUUGAUCCCAGUAGGAUGAUUAACGAAGAUGAUGAUGAUGAUGAGGAUGAUGACGAGAACGAAAACGAUGCUGGUUCAGAAGGUGGUGAGAAGGAGAAGGAUGGCAGUGACCAGGAAGAAGAGGAAGCGGAAGGUAGUCAAGAUGAAGAGUUGGGUGAAGAGGAAGAAGUUGUGGAGGAGGGAGUUGAGAUGAUCACAGCUGAAGAUGAUGAUGGCGAAGCGAUUGGAAUAGCCACGGAUGAUGAGAAAGAACUGGAGGAGGAAAAAACGGCAUCGGAGGAAAAUGACGAUCGGGGGAGUAGCCAGGAAAAUCAAGCUUCUGAUGCAGAACAAUCCGAUCAGGAUCAGCCGAGUGGGGAAGAAUCAUCCAAGGAAGAGGAAGAAACCCGAAGUCACAACCGAAGCGUCUCGCGAUCGGCGACGGCUUCUCCUGUCGAUGGGGAGAAGGAAUCUCGAUCAUCGGAUCAAAGGAAAGGGGAUGGUCACAAAUCGGGAAGCGAAGACGACGUUGUUUGUCAAAAUGAUUUAGAACUGAAUACGAUUUCGCUGCUAACGGAUGAGGAAGAUGACAAUACUACUCCCUUACCUCCCCCGAAGAAGGAGCUCCCGGUGGUGCGGAUAGUGAACAUCAAAAAGGAACUUCUGGAUACCCGAUUUGUUAAGCGGGAACCAGGACUACAUAAGCCGCAGUCGGCGACGAGCUAUCAGCAACAGCAUUAUCUCAAACAGCAGCAGCAGAUGGCGCAGAGGAAGGAAGAAAAACAAAAGAAGAAGCAGAAGAAACAACGGAUAUUCGACAAUAACGACCCUUUCGGAGCCUGGUCCAGCUCUUCCAGCGAGGAUGAGUUCAUUCCAAACGACAUUUACUUCGGCACGCCGGAUCGGGUGUUUACAGCGAGCACCAAAAUUCGCUGCCAACGACAAAAGAUGGCCAAUGAACGGUACUCGAAGUAUACCGGCGGAAAAUCCGGCAAACGGCACUAUACGGAUGAUUCGGACGUCGAAGAACGACGCAAACGGAAGCAAAAAAUGGAGCAAAUUGCGCGGUUAAAUUUGCCCGCCUAUCAACAAGCACAACUGCAGAGUCUGGUCAAGAAGAAGAACAAAAAGAAACACGGACGGUUCUACGAUAAAUCGCAGGACAUUCCGAACGAUAUCUAUUUUGGAAACGUUAACGUGCCGCUUCACGUACUAUAUGCCUUUGGAAGCAGCUCCUCGGAUGACGAGCGAGCGGAUCAAAAUCGACCUAAUACAUCAUGGAGACCGCCACAAGCUGCGCCCGUCAAGCAUGGUAAAUACCAAACAACCAGUAAAUCAUACAAGACCACAUCCUCUUCAAGUUACAGUAAGUCCACAGUUAGUCCCAGUAAUGAUCGCUCUGUGCAAGCCAUGAAAGAGUAUCUGAAAAUUGCCGGUUUUAAAAAUGUCAAGUUUCACAAACUGUGGGAAGGUUGCAAAUCAAACCAGGAACGAGCAAACGCGAUCCUGCGCCUUAUGCAAGAGAAGGGUCUCGAAGGAGAACCAACGAUUGCGAAAUGUCGCGAGCUGCGCAAGCAGCUGCAAAUGGAACGCGAAGCAAAAGUACUGGACACAAGCUUGAUCAUCGAUGGCGGUGAAGGUCGUAUAACGCGACGAAGUGCACGACAACCGCAAAACCAGAACUCCAGUGAUCCUUCCGAUCCGAACGCACCUUCCACGUCCGGACUUUCGCAGGCACCGGUCGUUCCGCCCGAAAGUUUAGAGACGUUAAACCGCAUUCGCAAUGUGAUCGAUCCGGACUCGGAUGGAGAGUAAAAUCAGUUUUGUACAUAGUCCAACCAAUCGUGUACGGAAAGUCGUCUACAGGUGGCCAUAAAGUGUAUUUUGGUUCUAGGUUUACUAAUCAUAUGGUGGAAUUUCCAAACAAUUUCGUAACAUAGACAUUUUUUCUAUAUAAUUUUUCAUUGUUCGACCACAGAAUAUCGCUAUAUUUUAUACAAAAAGAUUAAUAGAUUUUAUAUUUUCUGAAAGAAAAUGCUUCUCUGAGGAAUAAAGUUUAUUUUACACUCGCUUCCUUCGUUUCUAAUGAAAAAAGUAAAAGUUUAGUACUAAUAUUAAUAAUUCAUUUCGACAAAACAACAUUUACGCGUAUAUAACGCGCACAGCUGUGUAUAAAACUAAUACUAACUUGCAAGAAUGUGAAUGCUUAGAACCCAUUAAAAUCAAAAGUCACUCUCCCUAGAUUAUCUACAAUCAUACUAUAAUAUAAUAGUCAGAUAAGAUUAAUUUCAGUUUUGUACAUUAGUAAAAAAUAGUAUGUUAGAAUGUAAAAUCUCCAAUAAAG